This is a messenger RNA of Xiphophorus maculatus (southern platyfish), 10268 nucleotides long. RefSeq names its product apolipoprotein B-100-like. The coding region runs from base 16 to 9996 and encodes 3326 amino acids. The transcript has 26 exons. NCBI's taxonomy places the organism in Eukaryota, Metazoa, Chordata, Actinopteri, Cyprinodontiformes, Poeciliidae. Gene Ontology annotation, biological process: triglyceride mobilization; lipoprotein transport; cholesterol homeostasis. Gene Ontology annotation, molecular function: cholesterol transfer activity; low-density lipoprotein particle receptor binding. The record is from RefSeq and is a predicted model, not a curated record. Gene Ontology annotation, cellular component: very-low-density lipoprotein particle; low-density lipoprotein particle; mature chylomicron.
ACAGACACACACAUAAUGAUUAGUCUUCAGAGAAAGAGGGAGACUCUCCACAUCCUGUCGGAGCUAAAGCCCAUCAUGUGGGGUAACAAGCUCUGCCUUUUGCUGCUUCUGGGCACCUCUACCCUCGCCCAGCAAGAUGUAGGAGGUUUGGAAGAACAAUCUCCAGUUUGCUUUUUGGCCAAAAGAUACAAGAACUUCGGACGGUUUGUGUACAACUAUGAAGCUGAGACCCUUAACAGUGUAAAUGGAGCAUCAGACGACAAGAGUGGACCCAAAGUCUCCUGCACAGUUGAGAUUGAUGUGCCCCAGACGUGUCGUUUCAUCGUCAGAACAACAGAUUGUUCUCUCAGCGAAAUCACUGAUGUGGACCAUGAGGGGAACCCGGUGUAUCGGCCUGCUGCUGGUUCAGAGGAUUUCAAAGCUGCAAUGGCAAAGAACAUCUUGAAGGUUGCAGUGGAAGGGCUCACUGAUGUCAAGCUGUUCCCUGAAGAGGGUGAGCCUGUCAACAUCCUGAACAUCAAGAGGGGAAUCAUCUCCACUCUCAUGGUGCCUGAAAUUAACAAAGAGGAGACCAAAGAAAUGCCCACCGUACAUGGAGUGUGCUCCUCCGACUUCACCAUCAACCUCGGCUCGGACGCCACAACCGAAGUGACCAUCAGCAGGGAUCUGUCCAAAUGUGAUGGCUUUGUAGCCCGCAGACAGAACACCAGCCCUCUGGCCCUCAUCUCUGGCAUGAACUACCCUCUGUCCAAACUGAUCAGCAGCACUCAGACCUGUAACUACAAAUUUGACAACCAGAAGAAGCACGUGACCAGUGGAUCCUGCACAGAGAAGCAUAUCUUCCUGCCCUUCUCUUACAAGAAAGAAUAUGGAAUUUCAGCAGUAGUGAGCCAGACUGUGAUGUUGAGAGAAACCUCCAAGAUCAACGACAGAAUCUUUGACCACAAUGAAGCUUUCAAACUCCUGUCCAUGGAUGUUACUGAUGACAAGUCCCCGGUGCAGACCAAGGACGCCGUUAUUGCCACAAUGCAGAAGCUGAACACUCUGUCUGAGACCAAUGAGGGUGAGGAGCGUGCCAGUCUCUUCCACAAGCUGGUGUCUGAACUUCGUGGCCUGAAUGCCGAUGUCCUGGCCUCCAAUGUGGAUGAGAUGAUGUCAGUCUCCAGUAUUCUUACCUGGCAAGCUCUGGUUCAGUGUGGCACCCCAGAAUGCACCAGCGGCAUGCUGAAAAUACUCAGAAACUUUGACCAUGCUGCAUAUGAUGUCGAUGCUUUCGUCUAUGCCCUGGGAAUGCUUUCAAAUCCCUCCCGCCUGAUGGUGCUAGACAUGCUGGCAAUGGCUCAGUACAAACAGAGCAAACCCAUCAUGUAUGCUCUGAGCAAUGCAGUCAAAAGACUGUACAAAGCUGAGGGAGUCACCCCAGAGAUUACAGCUGUUUAUGAGUACAUGGCUGACCUCCUGGGCGCAGACUGCGCAGGCGAGAAAGAGCUGACCUUCUUAACCCUCAGGGUUGUUGGUAUCAUGGGAGAUGCAAUGGAAGCAGCUAACCCUGAAAUUAAGAACAUCCUGCUGAAGUGCAUGAGACAGCCUGCUACCACUUUGUCUGUGCAGCUCUCAGCCAUCCAGGCCUUCAGGCGCAUGUCUGUGACAGAUGAGGUCCGCUCCAACAUCCAAAGGGUCAGCCAGUACCCCAAGGGCGCCGUGCAGAAACGCCUGGCCGCUUACCUCAUCCUGAUGAGAGAUCCUCAGGACAGCGACUUUGACAUGGUGAAGAAGCUGCUAACCCAGGAACAGAACAUGCAGAUCAAGGCUUUUGUGUCCUCCCACAUCCACAACAUCAUUAACUCAACUGAAUCACAGACAAAAAAACUUGGUGACAGAAUCCUCCAAGCUUUGGGGAACACUGACAUUUCCACGCACCAUGACUACACCACAAAGUCUCGCAACUACAAACUGGGCAUUGCACAUAAGAACACGGAGGCCAGUAUUCAGGGCAAUGUAAUUUUUGAUCCCAACAACCAGUUGCCAAGAGAAGUCCUGUUGGAAACAACGCUGAAAGCUUUUGGGUACAGCUUGGAUAUUUGGGAGUUUGGCAUGGAGGGAAAAGGCUUUGAGCCGACCAUCGAGGCUCUGUUUGGCGAGAACGGUUUCUUCCCUGACACCAUUUCUAAAGCUUUGUACUGGGCUGAGGGCAAGAUGCCACCAGAGAUUCAAGAAGUUCUGGAAAAAUGGGUUGCCCCCUUCAAAUCAGAAAAACAAAACGUUCCUGAAAACCUUGUGGGAGAAAUUGUUCGCAACUUCAACAAGCUGCUGAGCAAUCUGCAGAGUCAAGAGUCUCCAGAGGCUAUGGCCUACCUGAACAUCAUGGGAACUGAACUAGGUUACAUCAAGGGCAAUGAUUUGAAGUUCAUUAUUGAAAAUGUAAUCAUCAAUGCAAGAACUUUCAUGCACCAUUCCAAGUUUAACCUUAAUAGGUUCUCGAACUUUGACACAGAGAUGUUUGCACACUACAUCUUCAUGGACAACAAAUUCACCUUGCCAACAGCAUCUGGUUUGCCCAUGACAUUCGCUCUGUCAGGCACAUUUGCUCCUGGUGCCAAAGGAGGUCUUCACAUUGCCCCAAACAUGAAGGAGCUGGUCUUCAGUCCCUCUGUUGGAGUUGAGUUCAUGACCCAGAUGGGAAUCCACUUCCCUGAAUAUGUUGCCUCUGGUGUUGAGCUGCACACCAACAUGUUCCACGAGAGUUCCCUCAAAGCCAAGAUCACCAUGGAGCAGAGAGAGCUGAAGCUCUCCAUACCAGCUCCUAAGGACACCACAAAGCUCUUCAGAAUCAGCAAUAAAGUUGUGAUUGUUGAUGCUAAAAAGGCCACAAGGAUUCCAUACAGACAGGGCAGAUCAAAGUGCAGAACUCUCUUCUCUGGAAUCAAAUACUGCACCAACAUGCUUUACUCCAACGCCCGUGACAAGAACACUGCUCCCUACUUCCCCCUGAAUGGAGAGACAGCGUUUGCCCUUGAUAUCGAGCCUACUGAAGAUAUCUCUGAAUACACAGCCAGCAUUGCCUAUGAACUUCUCCGUGAAGGAACGGAUGGCAGCCAGAGCGUGGAUUCCUUGAAGAUGACCCUGAGAGCUGAGGGUGCUAAGCCUACAGAGGCUACAGCUACUAUGAAGUACAACCGGAACAGGAAUGUCUUCACUACUCAAAUCCAGAUACCUGACAUUGAUGUUGAGGCUGGGAUUAAGAUUGGCUUGGCAGAUAGCAGUACAGAAGGCAAAUCCCUCACCAUCGAGUUCUCCAACAAGAAUGUGCCACAGCUAUCCCUGAUUGGUCGUGCCAAACUUCAGGCCAUGGAUGAUGGGUUGCUCCAGGUUCAACUUCUUGUGCCAGCGCUGAAGAUUGAUGCCACCCUUGGUGCUACUGUAACCAAAGCAGAUGGGCUCACCCUGCAGAUCAAGAGUGAUGUUAAGCUCCCAGAGAUUUCCUCCAUGCAGGCGGUCACCUUCAAAUAUGGUGAGAAGGAAACUGAGGCCUAUCUGACAUCCAAUGUGAAUGCUGACACAAAGAUCCCAGUGCAGUAUGCUGAAGCCCUCCAAUCAUGGUUCAGUUUGCUUGCUGAGGACCUCUUGGAAAAGAAGGUUGUGAAGACCGACAUGAAACUCCGUCAUAUUGUCAACAAAGGAAUUGAGGCCACCAACAUCUGGAUUGACAAAAUGUCUGAGGAUUGUAUUUACAUGAAGACUCUGAUGAACAACAUUGGCAAUCUGGAAAUGCCAUCAGUGCCUGAAGUCUUAUUCAUGAAUUUUGAAAGCAAACUCAGAUACCAGUUCAACCAGAACCGUUUCAUGAUGACCAUCCCUCUGCCUCUCGGUGGAAAAUCUUCUGAGGAAUUAGGCCUUCCACUUGUUGUCAGAAUCCCAGGCUUUUUUGUGCCCCAGCUGCAACUGGACGUUGACCCACGGGAAAUCCAAAUUCCAAGUUUCACCAUCCCGUCUGAACAUGAUCUCACUCUACCUCUGAUGGGACUGUUUGAAGCCUCUGCCAAGGUCAACAGCAACUAUUAUGACUGGGAGGGUCUGAUUACAGCUGGCAAUAACACGUCUAAGUCUCCUGAAUACGUGGCUAGGUUCAGUGUCAUGGCUGAAAGUCCAGUCAAACUGCUCUCCUUCUCAACUGACGGUGCCACCAAAAUCACAGACACAGAAAGGAAAACUAUUGAAGUCACACUCGAUGGAUCCCUGUCACACAUGCUCAUAAACACACGCUUCAGUGUGCUGGAAAGCAUUUCUGUCACAGACAAUGUACUGACAACAGGUCACUAUAGCAUCUCUGCUAAUGCUGCUCCAGUGGGUCUUGACACAUCUUUGACUAUUACCACCCAGUUCACUCUUGACUCAGACACUUUCCUUGGAGAUGUUAACACAGAUGGCAGUAUCUCCAUUGGGUCAAACAUCACAUCCACAAGUUAUCUCUGCACCUUCUCUAUUGAACCAGCCAAGAAUAAAGCAAAAAUGGACAGUGCCCUGAUGGUAAAAUCUGGCCCAAUGAAGCUCUCUCACAAGAUUAAAUCAACUUAUGAAAAUUAUGAAUUUCUAUUUGAAUCAACCACCAGCAUGGAUUUUGACCCGGUUAAGCACACUACAAAAAUCAAUGUUGACUACAAGGAUGCCAAACUUACCAUCCAGUCUGACUCUGUGACCAGGGCUCAUGAGAGGAUGAUUCGUAAUCAGAUUGCCUUCUCCAUGUCUGACGGACAAGCUUCCCUUAGAAUUGAGAACCAAGCUGAAGUCAAGCAGAACCGUGUGUACUCCUUGCUUACUGGAACAAUGAACCCAUCUGGUUUGGAGAUCAAUGCUGAUGCCUCCAUGAGGAUCUUCUCUAGCCUCGCUUCUCACAAAGCAACCUUGUCAUUGAACACAAAUGGCUUGACCACCAGCUGCACAACAACCGCCCAGCACAGUCCAUUCACAUUUGAGAAUAUUUUCCAUGGUGGAAUUGGCGCACCAGGUGCCACACUGACUCUUAAAACAAAGGGUACCAUUCAAGACAACAUGGCUGAGCUCAAUGUUGAGGGAAAGCUUUCAAGCACAGAAGUAUAUUUCAACAGCAUGUAUGAAGGCAGCCUGUUUGACAUCAGUGGGCGGAACAGAGUGAACCUCAGGCUGAACGAAGAUGGGCUGGUCUUCUCUAACAACAUGGUUGGAUCUUUUGGGGAGAUUAGGACCGAAAACACCCAUUCCUUGUCUCUUACAUUAAGAUCUUUCACCCUACAAACCAAAACAGACAACUUCCUUGACAAGAGCAACUCCUACAUGCAUGACAUCACAGUUAACAUGGAACGCUUUACAGCCUCAGCUAUGGUGAAAAAUGAACUAAAAGUGAUAGGAGUCAACUUUGAGAAUGAUGCCAAAUUCAAGGCAGAACCCUACAACGUGGAGCUGGCUGGGACACUGAAGGGAAGCUUCUCAGAAGAAGAACUCAAGCACAUCUAUGAAAUCAAGUUUGUUGACUUAGUCCUGUCUGCAAAGUGCAAUACCAAUGGAAAACUCCUGGGAUCACACAUGACACAUACCACUGACAUGGAAGUUAAUGGUCUGACUAUCAAGUUCAGUAAUGUGGCCAACAUCAACUCACCAUCUCUUCGUGUGGACAGCACAGUUAAAACCACUGCAGCACCCUUCACACUCAAUAUUGAUGCCAUUUUCAACUCAAAUGGUGAGGUGUACCUCUUUGGAAAACAUAGUGGUGAACUGUACAGCAAAUUCCUCCUGAAAGCAGAACCAACAGAGUUUGAACAAUCACUUGAGUACAGAGCCUCAACCAGCCAUGAAGUGACAGACAGACCUACCGUGAAGACUAACGUGAACAACAAACUCAACAGCUUACUAAACUUGGAACAACAAGUGGUCACACUGGAGUUGAGGUCCACUGUAAACGAACACACCUUCAGACAGAUGUUGAGUGCCUCUAACAAUCCAGAGAGAAUUGCUGUUGAUAUGAAGGGAGAAGUCUCAACUCCCCUCUUCAGCGAGUCCAGCCAAGAUUACGCCAUCUCUGGAUUUGUGAAGUAUGACAAGAACAGUGACAGCCACUUCAUUCAGAUCCCAUUUAUUGAGCACCUUCCCACAGUUAUUGAAAACAUGAAAAGCACAAUGAUUAAGCUAAUGGACCUCAGUAUUGAGAUGCUCACAGAGGUCAACACCAAGUAUGAGAUCAGUGCUAAGUUUCAGGCCAAAAUUGAAGAACUAAAGGAAGCAGUUGACAGUUUUGACUUUAACCUCUUUGUCCAAGACCUGAAAGAGUUUAUAACAUUUAUGGGAAAUUUAAUCAUCAGACUAACAGACCAGCUCCCUACUGACAAAGUUAUUAAUCUGCUGACAUCUAUCAAGGAUACUGUUGGCGCUGAACUGAAGAAAUAUGACAUUCCAACAAGGGUUAAUGCAAUUUAUAACAAAAUAGAAGAGUUCCUCUCCAACUAUGAGAUUGAAAAAAUAAUUGGGGCUAUCAUGGAUGAGGUUGUAAAAAUUAUGAAGCAAUUUCAGAUCAGAGAGAAGCUUCAACAAACAUUUGAUGUCCUCAGAUCAGUUGACAUCCAGCCUCUGUUUGACAAAUUUAUGGUGCCUGCAAAAGAACUUUUGAAUGAGCUUUAUUCCUUUGACUUCAAACUGUUUAUUGAUGAUUUGAGUGACUUUUUUACAAGAACGAUCGAGAAAAUUAAGUCCUUUGAUUAUGAUUCUCUUGUGGUGGAACUGAAAGACAAAGUGGCAGAGAUGAGCAAGAUUCCUUGCUUUGGGAAACUGUAUGGUGAGUUCAAAGUUACUUCCCCUCAUUACAAACUCAGGACCACAGCUGAGCUGGAGAACACCACAAUUGCACCAGCCACACCAGAGUUUAAAGUAAGCCUGAACUCAUGGGCUGCUUCUACUCUUAAAGUGUUAGACUUUACUGCAGUUGCUUCUGCACAUUUUGCUGCUCCCAAAAUGAGCCGUCUGACCAUCUCGGAAUCCAUUAAUGUUCAGCAGUCAUCUUUCACUCUUGACCACAAGGGCACAAUGAAUUUUUAUGGCUUAUCAGCUCAAGCCUCUGGUGAAACCACCGCAAAAGCAACAACAGAGCUCUAUGUGGCACAACUUGUCAACAGUGGAUUUUUUGCUCUGGAAAAUGGAUUUUCCGCCAAAAUGGACACUGCCUACAAACACGAUUUCAAGUUUCCACCCCUCAACAUCCUCAGUGAAAUGAUGAUUGAUCAAAAGACUGUCUUUGGACUUGAAGAUGGCAGCAUUCAUCUUAUCUUUAAUAACUUGGCCAAUGAAAACUACAGAAUUUGGGAUUUCUCAGAUGAAGCAAACCACAAGAGUGACAUCAAGAUAGAAAUGGAUCUCCAGAACAUCAAAGUGACUCUCACUGGUGACACCAGUAGCAGUCUUUUAAAUGUUAAGGAAAGUUUUAAUGCUGAUAUCAGUAUUUUCCGCCAUGUCCUGAUUGAUGCCAAGUUGGAGACUGAUACACCUUUCAUUAAGGACAGUCUGGCAGAGCUUAAGCUUCAUGCUAAGACUGAAGACAUGAAAAUUGAUUUCACUGCAUCUCACAAUGCAGAACUAGUUGGCAACAUUGAAGGAACCCUUUCAAACUCUAUACUCACUCUGCUCUCAGCCACAGAGUUUACAUUUGAUACUCAGAACAAAGGAAAGGCCAAGAUUGUCCUUCCAUUCGAGCUCUCUGGAAAAGUUGACCUCCAGAAUGAUAUUGCUUUUACUGUGAGCUCGGAAAUUCACAGAGCAAGCUGGACCAGUCUGGGCAGGUUUAAUCAGUACAAAUACUCACAUUUGUUCUCCAUGGACAAUGGUGACAGUGAAAUUACUAUCCAAUCAGAAAUCAAUGCCGAGGCAGAUCUUGACAUGCUGAAGAAACCCAUCACUAUUCCUGAAAUAACUCUGCCAUUCCUUGACAUGAGGACACAAAGAGUGGAGAGCUUUUCUUUGUGGGAAGACACUGGCCUCAGCAACAUCCUAACCACAACUCAGCAGACACUAGACAUCAACACCAAACUCAAAUAUGUUAAGAACCCUGAGAUGAUCACAAUUAACAUUAAUCUGGAUCCAGUCAUCCGCGCCAUUAAUUCCAACAUGAGGACCCUUCACAAGAAAAUGCUCAUAGGCAAGGAUAAGGCUGCCACCAUUCUUGCUUCAUCUUAUGACAAAGCAAUGUCAGAGUAUGAAAAAUACAGCAUUGAGCUGCCAAAAACCAUUUUAAUCCCUACCUACAAAGUUCCAGUGAUGAAUGUUGAGAUGUCCUCCUUCACAAUUCCCCUGCCUGAUGUCACACUUGUCACAAUGCCCUCGCUGCACAUCCCAUCUGCACUAAGCAAGCUGACUGUUCCAAAAAUCACUCUGCCUAAGAUUCAGAGCAUCAAGAUCCCAGUGAUGGGUGAUCUGACUUAUGAGUUCUCAAUGGUAACAGAAAUGAUCACAGUUAAAACUGAUGCCAGCAUCCUGAACCAGGAUGGCCUCAAGGCCAAAUUUGAUGCCUCCUCAAUGUCUGGGUUUGAAAUUCUGACUGGAAAGAUUGAAGCCAACACCAACGUUAACACAGAGGGAGAAUUUAAGGUGGCCUCUCUCCUUUCUGUACAGCACUCAAUGCUAGAAGGAAACCAUGAGAGCACCAUCAUCUUGAGUUAUGAAAAUGUAGAAACAUCUGUUAGCAACUCAGCAAAGAUCAAUUUGCCUUCACUCACUAUGGAAAUCAAACAGGAAAUCAAGGGAAAUCCAGUAGAUGGCAUUGUUGUGUCCAUGUCCACACCUUCUGCAGGACUCAUUGGUGUACAGAUGCAGACCAAGCGGCCAGCACAAGUAAAAGCUAGACUCUACGGUCGCUACCCGACUGAACCAACAACAGACAUCAACAUCUUGGGUCUCAAAAUGUCUGUAAUGGACUCUGAGAAGCUGAAUCUUCAGACAACCUGGAAUAUGGAGAUACCGUAUGAGAUGAUGCUGGGAUUUAAGAAACAGGUGCCAGCAUCCAUGGAAAUGGUCUCUGAUGCUGCUGUGAAGAUGAACAACAAGAUCAACAGGCUUGUUAGGAGUCUCAAGGGGUCAUUUGAAAAGUUAAGAAGGCAGGGUAAAGCAAUGUUCAAGAAGGCUGUUGAAAAACUGUCUGAUGUUACUUCUUCUGACUUUAUGACAACUGUCACAGAUAAGACCAUUCUGAUUCUCAAAGAUUCCCAGAAGAAGAUUGAGCUUGUUCUUGAUGCUGUGAUUAAAUUCUUGAGACACACCAAGUUCCAGAUCCCUGGCUAUGACCGAAGGCUCUCUGGACUUGAGGUCUACCAGGAAUUCAACACUUUUGUUGCUGAUGUAUCUGAAGAGGCUGUUGAGAAGCUCCCUGAGUACUUUGCUACCAUCUUUGCAUCAGUUUUUGAUCACAUCCAAGCGGUAGAAUUCACCAUCCCUGGUUCUAACAUCAUUGUCACUGGGCAAGAACUUUUUGAUGACUUAAUGAUUGCUUUGAGAAAAAUUCAGAAACAGCUGAUUGUUAGCAUAAGAAAACUUGGAGACAUCCAACUGGACGACAUCAUUAGGAAAUUCUCAAAAUUCAUGCAAUUUAUUGUUGAACAAAGUGAAAAGUUUUUCCAAACUCUAAAAGCCCCAAAUGUUGAGAACAUCUCCAGCUUUGUGAUGGAUGCAUACCAUGAAGCCAAGAACACUGGUUGUCUGGCCGGUGUUGCCAAACGGGUUGAUGAGAUACACAUAAUCAUUAAGGAAUAUCUCAAAACUGUGAUUGAUAAAAUCCACAGCAUCAUGGCUGAUAUGUCAACUUCACAGCUUAGAACAGACAUCCAAUCCUGGAUUGACUUAUCCGUUAAACGCAUCAAUGCUUUCCACAACAGUGUCAUUAGGACCCUCAAAGAAAAAAGCAAGAAUGUUGAAUCAUAUGUGAGAGUAAGUGACAGACAGAUAGAGGUUAACAUUCCUUUUCCAUUUGUUGCCAAAUUCAACUAACUCACCAAUGCAACAAAACCCACAAGCAAGUAUUUGAAUUAGCUACCUUUCUAUUACAACCAACCAACUGAAUAGUUAAUUUAUUGUCAUAAAAAGCUAAACUCUACAGUCAUAUGGAUGUCUGUUUUUAGUAUGAGUCUUUGUGCUGUUUUUCUGCAUAAUUUUGUUUUUUUCAUGGUGGACUAAAAAUUUUUCUGAUCCAACUCUGCAUCCUUUGUGUCUUGUACUAUUUAAACCCUAUGUGGCCACCAAUAAACUGUUUGUACUGCAUA